Syzygium oleosum is the source of this 635-nucleotide messenger RNA. RefSeq names its product light-harvesting complex-like protein OHP1, chloroplastic. The transcript is spliced from 3 exons. The record is from RefSeq and is a predicted model, not a curated record. Lineage: Eukaryota; Viridiplantae; Streptophyta; Magnoliopsida; Myrtales; Myrtaceae. The coding region runs from base 79 to 456 and encodes 125 amino acids.
GGGGGAACGCGAGAGAAAACAAGCAGCCAACAAACCAGAGGCUCGUGGAGGACCCAAGAUAGAGAAAAAGAGAGAAGAAUGGCUGCUGCUUCUUUCACCAUCCACUCAUCUUCUUCUCUUGUUCCCGCGACCAGAGCUUCGAAGAGUUUCCAUGGAGGCCGCCACCAUCACCAGUUCCUCAUCUUCCACGGUCCCGAACAAGCCUCCAGAGCCUCCAGGAAGCCCCUCUCUCUCAGGGUCCGAGCUGCCAAGCUUCCCUCUGGGGUGGAGGUGCCGAAAGUAGAGCCCAAGUUCCAGGCUCCAUUUCUUGGGUUCACAAGAACUGCCGAGGUUUGGAACUCCAGAGCUUGCAUGAUUGGCCUCAUCGGGACUUUCAUUGUCGAACUGAUAAUACACAAAGGGAUUCUUCAGGUGAUUGGAGUGGAGGUGGGCAAGGGCCUCGAUCUUCCUCUCUGAGAAAUUUCAACUCCCCUCAUGUUUGAAAUCUCCCUCUUUAGAGAUAGUAAAUACAAUGACUUCAUGUUGGUGACAACUCCCUUUGACUCUACCACUCUUGCUGCAUAACGAGUAACCCUGUGCUGCUACACUGGCUUUUCUUGUUGAAUAGCUUGCAUAGUUGAUUCCAAAGGUUUUAA